AUGCGAUUGCGCCACAUUGAACGGACCGCCACGCUCGCUUGGUCGCCCGGUCAAAGAGACGCUAGUGCCACUGGCGGGCCUUUACUGGCCGCUGGGACCGUCGCCGGCGCCCUCGACGCUUCUUUUAGCACCGCAGCCGAACUGGAGCUCUUUGAUCUUAAUCUGAACUCUAAACAUGGCGCGCCCGGAAGUAAUAAAUUGAGGAGGGUCGGGAACAUUACUACAUCUGCUAGGUUCAACCGACUGGCGUGGGGAUCGAUUCCGGGUGAUGCAGCCCGACCACUCGGGGUGUUGGCGAGUGGAAUGGAGAACGGAGAAUUGAACUUGUGGAACCCUGCCGCCAUCGCAGAGGGUAACGCGCAAAAGGCACUUCUGAUGCGUCACUCUAUACACAAGGGACCAGUUCGCGGUCUGGAUUUCAAUAACGUUCAGGGCAACUUGCUCGCUUCUGGUGCCACUGAUGGGGAGGUCUUCAUCUGGGACUUGACGAAUCCACAAACCCCCUACACGCCCGGCACGCGAUCUCAACGUUUAGAAGACAUCACAACGCUCGCAUGGAACCAGCAGGUCGCAUACAUUCUCGGAACUGGCAGCAACAAUGGAAACACCGUGCUGUGGGAUCUCAGGACAAAGAGGGAAUUGUUUACGUUGGGGCACCCUGGUGGGAGGAAACCUAUCACUGCUGUUGCUUGGAAUCCGUCUGUGGCCACCCAACUCAUCACUGCCUCGGACGACGACAGCGUUCCUACGGUGCUGGUAUGGGAUCUCAGAAAUGCAGCUGCACCGCAAAUGGGAAUGCACGGUCACACCAAAGGAAUCCUGUCCCUGGCCUGGUGCCCAAAAGACUCCGAUCUGCUCCUCUCCUGCGGCAAAGACAACACCACACUAGCCUGGAACCCCAACACCGGUGAGCUAAUUGGAGAACUCGCCCGCACAAACAACUGGUCCUUCGACGUGCAAUGGUGUCCCAAGAACCCAGACCUCGUCGCCGUCUCCAGCUUCGACGGCGCCGUCUCUGUGCACUCUCUUCAGUCCUCGGGAAGCGAAGAGCCGGAAUUGCCUCCUAGUCCUGUUCAUCAGGUCCACAGCGACGACCCGUUUGCGCCGCAGAACUUGAACCCGCCUCAGGCGUACGUUCCAUCCACGUUCGCGUUGCGUCAACCGCCUAAAUGGCUCCGCAGACCCGUAGGAGCCACUUUCGGGUUCGGUGGCAAACUCGUCAGUUUCGACCCCCAGUCCCGCGGAGUGUCCUUCCGAACCGUCGCAACCGAAUCCGCCUUUGCGCACCGUGUCGCGGAACUUGAAGCGGUGCUCGCAGACGAUCAGAUGGAGUCGUACAAGAUCUUUUGCGAACGACGAGCGCUUGCGAAUGAUGAAGGCGAUGCCGUCAAUGAAGCGGACCGCGAGAUGUGGAAGUUUAUGAAGGUUAUGCUCGAAAGCGGGGCGAGGGACCAGGUUGUUGAGUACCUCGGUUUGAACCGCAGCAAUAUCGGUGGGCCAAGGUUGAGUGGGUUGUUGCAGAAGUUGAAAGCGUCUGCUACGACUAAGGAGGAGGCACGCGGCGGAGCAGCGGAUGCGGGACGGAAACAGUCGAUUGCGGGACAGGGGCCUGCGGGUGCGGUACCUACCAACGACCCCGCUCAGCUGAACGGCCUCAACAAAUUGUUUGGGGCAUCUCAAGUCGAGUUCCCCGACAUCCCCCAACCCGACACAGCCGCCCCCGAGCACCCCGCCCCCCCACCAGCCCGUGAACGCCGCCACGACCCCUUCUCCCUCUACCCCACCAAACCAGGCCCGGAAUCCGACGUCGAGAUCCUCCUCACAAAGGCCCUCAUUCUCGGCGACUUUGAGACAGCCGUCGACAUCGCACUCGGCGCCAACCGUCUCGCCGACGCGAUGCUCCUCGCCGUCUCCGGCGGCCCGGAUCUCCUCCUCCGUACCCAACAGGAAUACUUCCGCCGCCAGAAAGAUAAAACCUACGUCCGCGUCCUCCAAUCCGUUGUCGACGGCGAUCUGCAAGAUGUCGUCGAGAACGGACACCUGGACGGCCGCGAGGGGGGUUGGAAGGAUAUCCUCGCGCUGAUCUGCACGUACGCGAAACCGGAGGACGCGGCACAGCUCUUCUCCGCCCUCGGCCGAAGAUUGGAACAGAGCCCCAACACCCCCGACGCAAUCAAACAGGGACCCAAGGAAAACAAGAAAUUCGCCGCGGUGCUGUGUUACAUCGCCGCGGGGGAUCUACAUAAAGUCGUCGAUGUGUGGUCCUCCCGUGAGGUCGAGGAGGAGCACAAAUUGCUCCAGGGCGCCGGGGCCCGGGAACGGAAAGAGGUCACGGCCUACACCUCCCACGUCGUCGCUCUCCAAUCCCUGAUUGAGAAGGUCACCGUGUUCCGCAAAGCUAUCGGGUUCAUCGACCCUGACCUCGCGAACCAAAACCAAGCGCCCACGGGGAUCUUCGACCUGGAGUCUCUGUACGAUCGGUACGCGGAGUACGCUGAGUCGGUCGCGGGACAGGGCAAGCUCGACCUCGCGUGGUCGAUCCUGGAGCUUAUCCCGGCGAGUUUCAGAUGGAGUCCGAGGGAUACGAAACACAGUGGGUCUGAGGACGCGAUCGCGGUGUUGAGGGACCGGGUGUAUAGGAGCGGAGGGGUGCGGAGGCAGGUUGCGCAGGUUCCGGGGUUUCCGUUCCUUUUGCAGGAGGUUGGGGGCGCUGCUGCUCAGCAGCAACAACAGCAACAGCACGGGCAGGCGUAUCAGCAGCACCACCACCAGUAUCAGACCGCGUACCCGCAGCAGCAGGGCGGGUAUCAGGGGUAUUACAACCAACCCGCGACAGCUGCAGCCCCGGUUCAGUCCCAGUGGGGAGCGAGCGCUGGUCAACAACAACCGCAGAUCAAUACCUACACACCUGCGACGGCUUCCGGUGGGUACACCCAGCAACCCCAAUCAACCUACGCCCACCAGCCGACCCAAAGCCAAUUCGGCGGGGGUGGUGGGUACACGCAACAAGCGGUGUCGCAAUAUGAUCAGUACGGCAACCCCGUGAACCAGCAAACGGGGUACUACCAGCAAAACUCGCAGAGCAACUCGCAGAGUAAUCUGUACGGGAAUGUUGGUGCGCCGCCGCCGCCGCCGAUGGGUGGGGAUGGGUUGGGCCCGAGUUUCCAGAGUACGCAGAAUGUUGCGCCGACGACACAUUUCAACGACCCCCCCUUCGUACCCCUCACCGGCCGGCUCGGCGUCAAACCCGCCUCUGUCAUCGCCCCGCCGCCUGCCGCUGGGUCCACCCCCAGCUCGUGGCAACAACAGCCCGCGGGAUACCAGCAACAGCAACAGCAACAACAGCAACCCCCGCCGUCAGGAAUGCUCUCCCCGCCCCCAACGCUCGCCGGGUCACAGCAGGCGACGAACUAUCUGUCGCCGUUUGUUAAUGGGGGACAGGGUGUGGGGCAGGGACAACAGCACCCGCCGGUGCAGAGGUCGACUUCGGUGGCGAGUGUGCGGAGGGGGAGUGGGACGCCUCAGCCCAAGUUUCCACCGGGUGAUCGCUCGCAUAUCCCUGCGGCGCAUAAACCGCUUUAUGACGGGUUGCAGAAGUACAUGGGUAUUUUGAAGGGCGCUUCUACUGCUCCUCAACAGAAACGGGUGUACGAUGAUUCGGAAAAGAAGAUCAAUAUCUUGUAUGAUCAGUUGAAUGCGGAGGAGGUGCCGGCGGAUGUGGUGGGGAAGAUGAUUGAGUUGGUUAAAGCCCUGGACGCGCACGCCUACCCCACCGCAACCAACAUCCAAGUCGACCUCAUGACCACGCGGUACGAAGUCACCUCCAAAUGGCUGCUCGUCGUCAAGCGCCUCAUCGACGCCGCCGAGCGGGCGCACCUCGGGCCGGCCGCUGUCAAUAGCCCUAACCCCGGUGGGCCUGUACAGCCAGCCGGGUUUGGCGGUCCCCAGCAGGGAUAUGGACCACCCCCGACCCAGCAACAACAACAGGGCUUGCCGCCUCCGCCGUUGGGUGUCGGUCCACCGCCCCCCGGUGCGGCGCAGUUGCCCCCGCCGCCGAUGAACAGACCCGGGACGGCGCCUCCUCCACCUACCCAACAACAACAACAACAACAGCAGCAGUACGCGCAACCGCCUCCCCCGCAACACCAUCAACAACAACAGUACCAACCCGGACCCCCGCAGCAGCAACACCAGCAACAACAGCAGUACAUGCAACCCCCACCGCCGCCGCAACAACAACACCACCAGCAGCAGCAGUACAGACCGACCAUGCAGCCGCCCCCGCCGAGCAACCAGCAGCUGCCGUUCGCGGGCUUGCAGCCGCCCCCGCAGCAGCAGCGCGCGGCGCAGCAGCCUGCUAUUCGGUUCGGGAUGUAG
Molecule: messenger RNA, 4377 nt
Organism: Fimicolochytrium jonesii
Lineage: Eukaryota; Fungi; Chytridiomycota; Chytridiomycetes; Spizellomycetales; Powellomycetaceae
Exons: 8
Coding region: 1-4377 (1458 amino acids)
Biological process (GO): endoplasmic reticulum organization; endoplasmic reticulum to Golgi vesicle-mediated transport; intracellular protein transport
Cellular component (GO): COPII vesicle coat; endoplasmic reticulum exit site
Molecular function (GO): structural molecule activity; protein binding
Source: RefSeq, a predicted model, not a curated record